AGCGAGAGGCUGCGAGCCAACCGCUUGCCGGCCCUGCCAGCCUCCUCCGCCGCCUGCCCUCCCCUCACGCCCGGCGGGGCAGCACCGGCGCCGCGACCCCAUCCAUCCCCUACACCCGCACCAGCACCGCCGCCCCCGGGACACCCCUCUCGUCUCCCCGCCGGUCACCGUGGAGUUCACUGCCUGCCGCUCAACUUUCGCACACGGCGAAGAAAUAUGGGAUGUAUAAAAUCAAAAAGGAAAGAGAAUCUUCAUGGAGAUGGGCUAGAUUUGAAGAAUCAACCAGUACGUAAAACUGAACGAACUAUUUAUGUGAGGGAUCCAACGUCCAAUAAACAGCAAAGGCCAGUAAAUCCAGAAGCACAGCUCUUACCAGGACAGAGGUUUGUCAAGGAAGAAACAGAGGACCAUGGAGUCAUUGUGGUAGCUUUAUACCCUUAUGAUGGCAUUCAUGAAGAUGAUUUGUCCUUCAAAAAAGGAGAAAAAUUGAAAGUUAUUGAGGAGGUGGGAGAAUGGUGGAGAGCAAAAUCUCUUACAUCCAGGAAGGAAGGCUUCAUUCCCAGCAACUACGUAGCAAAAGUAGACACCCUGGAAACAGAAGAAUGGUUCUUCAAAGACAUAACCCGAAAAGAUGCUGAAAGACAACUCCUGGCUCCCGGAAAUAGUCCUGGAGCUUUCCUUAUCAGAGAAAGUGAAACCUUAAAAGGCAGCUAUUCUCUCUCCAUAAGAGACUAUGAUCCACAGCAUGGUGAUGUUAUUAAGCACUACAAAAUUAGGAGUCUAGACAAUGGAGGAUUUUAUAUCUCCCCAAGAAUAACUUUUCCCAACAUCAAUGAUAUGAUCAAGCAUUAUCAAAAGCAAUCAGAUGGCUUAUGCAGAAAGCUGGAAAAACCUUGUAUUACUCCCAAGCCUCAAAAACCAUGGGAUAAAGAUGCGUGGGAAAUUCCACGGGAAUCAAUUAAAUUAGUGAAGAAACUUGGAGCUGGUCAGUUUGGAGAAGUCUGGAUGGGUUACUACCACAACAGUACAAAAGUGGCUGUGAAGACUCUGAAGCCUGGAACGAUGUCUGUGCAAGCCUUCCUGGAGGAAGCCAACCUCAUGAAAACACUUCAGCAUGAUAAGCUUGUUAGGCUUUAUGCUGUAGUGACCAAAGAAGAACCUAUUUAUAUUAUAACAGAAUUCAUGGCUAAAGGAAGUUUGCUGGAUUUUCUGAAGAGUGAUGAAGGAAGUAAAUUGUUGCUUCCAAAGCUCAUUGACUUCUCUGCUCAGAUUGCUGAAGGGAUGGCAUACAUAGAAAGAAAAAAUUACAUCCAUCGGGAUUUGAGAGCAGCAAAUGUUCUGGUUUCGGACUUACUGAUGUGCAAAAUUGCUGAUUUUGGACUUGCAAGAGUCAUCGAAGACAAUGAAUAUACUGCCAGGGAAGGUGCAAAAUUCCCUAUUAAAUGGACAGCACCAGAGGCGAUUAACUAUGGAUCUUUCACUAUUAAAUCUGAUGUGUGGUCGUUUGGGAUUCUCCUGUAUGAAAUUGUUACAUAUGGAAAGAUUCCUUAUCCAGGUAUGAGCAAUUCAGAUGUGAUGGUUGCUCUUCAGCGCGGGUACCGAAUGCCACGCAUGGAAACCUGUCCAGUGGAGCUUUAUGAUAUCAUGAAAACCUGCUGGAAAGACAAAGCAGAAGAGAGGCCAACAUUUGACUAUCUACAGAGUGUGCUUGAUGACUUCUACACAGCAACAGAAGGGCAAUAUCAACAACAGCCAUAGAAUAAAGAACAUUUUUUCUAUUGACAUGGAACGUUAGCACAGACUAUUAUUUGGACAGACUGCUCAAACCAAUUGCUUCUCAAGUUUGGAAGUCUUAAUUGCGUGUGGAAGCUGAAAUGCUGAAGAACAAAGUAGUUCUACAGAGAAAUGAUAAUGGUCUUAUUUGGUUAAAACAGUUCCUCUAAAGACUGAAGUUCUCCUUAAAUGCUCUAUGUUUUGCAUCUGCAGAAACAUCCCAAAACAAGCAGGCUUUAUGGGGUGGGAGGGAGAAGGGAGGAAAUCAAUCUGCACACGUACAGUUUGACAAUGCCUUCUUAGGAUCUAAGUCAUAGAAUACUUAGAAAGAGACCUCUAUAAAUGGGGUGAGAAGAUGUAUGAACAGCUAUUUUCUAAUGAAAAAGUCAUGAAGGAGAACUUACACAUUUAAGACACAGUGAUGGUCUUAAAUCAUCUUUCUUGAAAUACAGCAUAUUGUGAACAUUAUUUUUAUAAACUUAUUUCACAUUAGCAGAUGGAGUACGGUCACCUCUUGUAAGACUUUCAAAAUGGUGUCAUGGUUUCUUUUAAGGAAGGAUUAUGUAUGUAAUUAUUUACACUGCAGAUGAUUCUGUUUCACUGCUGCAUUACUCAUAUUAAAUUAAAAAUCAUUUCCAAAGCAUCUCAUAGCCAUCACAGAUGCAGAAGUGCAAUAUGAACACACAUGAAGACAGAAAACAGCAGCAUACCAAACUGUAUUCAACCUUUGCCUUCCCACAAGGCCAAAGUCAUCACCUGAAGAAAAGGAUUUUGAAGGAAGGUAAUACUUCCAUUGCAGUCACUGAGACUCAUACCAGUGAAAACAUUUUAAAUCUUAAUUUUUAAUCCUCUGUGAUAAUUCAAGAAUACUCCUUAUAUUUUUGCUGCUUUAAUCAACUAACCUCAAAUCUGUUUUAAAGCAAAGACUAGCCCUAGCACUAUCAAAACACAUUUGUGGAAAUAUGCAGUAGGAUAUCAAGUUACAUUGCAGUGACACUAUAGGUUUGUUGCUCAGUAUACAAAUUGAAUUCAUAAAAGAAUGCAGUUUGCUAAGCUCUCCCUAUUUGAAAGUUUUACCAAGUAACUUAUCAAAACAGCUGAGAGGUAGUGGAAUUGCAGUGUAACUACAGCAUAGAUUACUUUUUGGUUUUCUCCAAAGUGACUUUUUUUUUUUACAUCUGAAAUACCUUUUGCCACCGCUCAGCCAAUUAUUUAGGCAAUGGUACUUUGCAGAAGCUUAACACCCUUUAAUAAAGCUUCAGUGUGCCAGCAGUUGAAGUGCAGCAGCAUCAAUAUUCAUUGCUUUUCUUUUCCAUUGGCUUUCUUCAGUCAAACUGUGCAGUUUCAGCAGCCUAUCAGUUAAAUAUGUAAAUAGUUUCUAUUGUAUGGUGAUUUUUAAUUUUAAUAAACACUUAAUCUGAA
Molecule: messenger RNA, 3195 nt
Organism: Calypte anna (Anna's hummingbird)
Lineage: Eukaryota; Metazoa; Chordata; Aves; Apodiformes; Trochilidae
Gene: LYN
Product: LYN proto-oncogene, Src family tyrosine kinase
Exons: 13
Coding region: 217-1758 (513 amino acids)
Biological process (GO): protein phosphorylation; cell differentiation; innate immune response
Cellular component (GO): extrinsic component of cytoplasmic side of plasma membrane
Molecular function (GO): ATP binding; signaling receptor binding; non-membrane spanning protein tyrosine kinase activity
Source: RefSeq, a predicted model, not a curated record